CUCCCACGCUCCAUUGACUUGUCGCAACGUCUCUUUGGGAGGUAUUGAGCUUCGAAUAUUUGCAAUCAUGCCUACUAUAUCUUGCGAUAAAGUCGAGCUUUAUAAAGCUCUUGGGAAAGACUUCACGACGGAGGAGUUCGAUGAGCUAUGUUUCGAAUUCGGAAUUGAGCUCGAUGAAGACACCACCGACCAGAAGCGACCGAUCGUCGAUGGCGUGGAAGAGCCGCCUCAGCUGAAAAUCGAGAUCCCCGCGAACAGAUAUGACAUGGUCUGCUUCGAAGGAAUCGCCAGGGCCCUCAACGUCUUCCUCCAGCGGAUGAAGCCGCCGAGUUUCCGAGUCAUCGCACCCCCGGAAGGAGAGUUGCAGACCAUGGUUGUCAAAGAGGAUACCACGAGAAUACGACCGCUCAUCUCAUGCGCCAUUCUCCGGGGAAUAACCUUCACUAAAGACCGCUAUGCGUCUUUCAUUGCUCUACAAGAUAAACUGCAUGCCAAUUUGGCCAGGCAGAGGACACUUGUAUCGGUCGGUACUCAUGACCUUGACACGAUCAAAGGACCGUUCACGUACGAGGCACUUCCACCAGAGGAGAUCAACUUUGUUCCCCUGAAUCAGACGAAUAAGAUGAACGGCAAGGAACUGAUGGAGUACUACGACAAAGAUAAGCACCUGGGAAAGUUCCUCCACAUCAUCCGGGAUUCCCCCGUCUACCCUGUCAUCUACGACGCCAACCGCACCGUGCUCUCCCUCCCCCCCAUCAUCAACGGCGACCACUCCAAGAUCACCCUCAACACCCGCAACAUCCUUAUCGAGAUCACUGCCACCGACCAAACCAAAGUCGAGAUCGUCAACCACAUCCUCUGCGCCAUGUUCAGCGAAUACUGCGACACCCCCUUCACCGUCGAGCCCGUCCAGAUCAUCUCCCCCCACAACCACGCCUCCCGCCAAUCCCCGGACCUCACCCCCCGCGAAAUCCAAGCCUCUGUCGCCUACAUCAACUCCUGCUGCGGCCUCGACCUUCCCGCGACCGAGAUCUGCCACCUCCUCACCCGCAUGGGCCACCACGCCGUCCCCUCCCCCACCGACCCGGACCUCGUCGACAUCGCCGUCCCCAUCACCCGAGCCGACGUCCUCCACCAAGCCGACAUCAUGGAAGACGUCGCCGUCGCCUACGGCUUCAACCGCCUCCCCCGCUACUACCCCAACUCCUCCGCCGCCGUCGGCGCCGCCCUCCCGAUGAACAAGCUCGGCGACGUCGUGCGUAUCGAGUCCGCCACCGCCGGCUGGACGGAGGUUAUGCCGCUGAUCCUGUGCAGCCACGACGAGAACUUCGCGUGGCUGAACCGCGUCGACGAUGGGACCACCGCGGUGCGCCUGGCGAACCCGAAGAGCGCGGAGUAUCAGAUCGUGCGCACGAGCCUGCUGCCGGGCGUGCUGAAGACGAUCCGCGAGAAUAAGCAUCGCGCGGUGCCGUUGAAGGUGUUCGAGGUGAGCGACGUGUGUUUUAAGGACGAGACGCGUGAGCGGAAGACGCGGAAUGAGCGGCAUUUCUGCGCGGCGUGGUAUGGGAAGAGCAGUGGGUUCGAGGUGGUGCAUGGGUUGUUGGAUCGGGUGCUGGCGAUGUUGAAUGUUCGGUUCCUGAUGGAGGCAAAGGAGCUGGAUGAUGCGACAGUCGAUGGGUAUUGGAUCGAGGAGUUCGAUCAUCCCACCUUCUUCGUCGGUCAUGCUGCGUCGGUGGUCGUGAGACAGGACGGUCAGAAACAGGUCGUCGGCCACUUCGGCAUCUUGCAUCCGACGGUUCUCAAAAACUUCGAGCUUCCGUACCCGGUCAGUGCGCUUGAGAUCAACCUGGAGGUGUUCUUAUAGAUGUGUGUUAUGUAUCGCGGACUGUACUAAGCCGCCACUGAUGCGCUACCCGGACUUGUAUCCCAAGGCAUUGCCAAAGCUGGCUAUGCGUAGGACAGGAGUAGAUCAAAAGGACGAUGUAAACGACCAAAAAGCUUUUAGAGCUACAUAUUAAAUGCUACAAACAAUGGAUCCUAUCGAUCCCAUCCUCGUUUAUUUAUACACAAUCACUCCACCCUCGUCGCCAACGUCCCCGUCGGCCUCUCCACCAACUCCAUGCACCCCUCCACCACUGCCUUCCUCACCCCCUCACUACUCACCUUCUUCCCCCCAAGAUACCCCAACCACAACAACCUUGCCACCCGCUCA
This is a messenger RNA of Eremomyces bilateralis CBS 781.70, 2212 nucleotides long. Its product is annotated as phenylalanyl-tRNA synthetase. Gene Ontology annotation, biological process: phenylalanyl-tRNA aminoacylation. The record is from RefSeq and is a predicted model, not a curated record. Gene Ontology annotation, cellular component: phenylalanine-tRNA ligase complex; cytoplasm. Bases 68 to 1864 code for a protein of 598 amino acids. The transcript has 9 exons. Lineage: Eukaryota; Fungi; Ascomycota; Dothideomycetes; Eremomycetales; Eremomycetaceae. Gene Ontology annotation, molecular function: phenylalanine-tRNA ligase activity; magnesium ion binding; RNA binding.